AUUCCACAAGUGUCGCUUCGCUCUCUUCAGCGCACUUGGCGAGCUGGUGAGGUGAGAGGGAUACUGCGAGAGGGCUAGGGGCGGCCAGUCCGGGGCUGCCGGCCAAGGCUAGGCGCUGCCAGCCCGAUUCUCCUCUGCUCUCCACCCCCGCCUCACCCAGUGGCCGGCCGGACCUGCACCCCGCGCUUGACCCCGCUCAUCCUCCCCCCGCCCGGCCGGGCGCGCUCCUCCCCGGCCGGCCCCUCGGCGCGCGGCGCGCUGGAGGCGAACGCGGGCUGAGGCGAACGCGGGCUGAGCCGAGCGCAGUGGCCGCCGACCACCGAGCGCCCCGCGCCGCUCCCUGCAUGUGCGGCCCGCGGCGGCUCGCAGCUCCCGGCAGCAGCCUCGGCAGCUUCGGCCGCGCCUCGAGAGGCGGCCGCAGAGGCUCCAGCGGCGGCCGAGCGGCCGAGCCCGGGCUGGGAGACACCAUGCGCCGCGUCCUUCGGCUGCUCCUCGGUUGCUUCCUCACCGAGCUGUGCGCCCGCGUGUGCCGGGCGCAGGAGCGAGCGGGACACGGGCAGCUGGCGCAACUGGGCGGCGUGUUGCUGCUGGCGGGGGGCAACCGCUCCGGGGCCGCCUCCGGAGAGGCCAGCGAGGGCGCUGAGGCAUCGGACGCGCCCCCGACCCGGGCGCCCACGCCGGACUUCUGCCGGGGCUACUUCGAUGUCAUGGGCCAGUGGGACCCGCCGUUCAACUGCAGCUCGGGCGACUUCAUCUUCUGCUGCGGGACUUGUGGCUUCCGGUUCUGCUGCACGUUUAAGAAGCGGCGACUGAACCAAAGCACCUGCACCAACUACGACACGCCGCUCUGGCUCAACACCGGCAAGCCCCCCGCCCGCAAGGACGACCCCUUGCACGACCCCACCAAGGACAAGACCAACCUGAUCGUCUACAUCAUCUGCGGGGUGGUGGCCGUCAUGGUGCUCGUGGGCAUCUUCACCAAGCUGGGGCUGGAGAAAGCGCACCGGCCCCAAAGGGAGCACAUGUCCAGGGCCCUUGCGGAUGUCAUGAGACCACAGGGCCACUGCAACACUGAUCACAUGGAGAGAGACCUAAACAUCGUUGUCCACGUCCAGCAUUAUGAGAACAUGGACACGAGAACCCCCAUAAAUAAUCUUCAUGCCACCCAGAUGAACAACGCAGUGCCCACCUCUCCUCUGCUCCAGCAGAUGGGCCAUCCACAUUCGUACCCGAACCUGGGCCAGAUCUCCAACCCCUAUGAACAGCAGCCACCAGGAAAAGAGCUCAACAAGUACGCCUCCUUAAAGGCAGUCGGAAGUUCUGAUGGUGACUGGGCAGUAUCGACACUUAAGUCACCAAAAGCUGACAAGGUCAAUGACGACUUCUACACCAAGCGACGGCACCUGGCUGAGCUGGCUGCCAAGGGGAACUUACCUCUGCACCCCGUAAGAGUGGAGGACGAGCCCCGGGCCUUCAGCCCUGAGCACGGUCCUGCCAAGCAGAAUGGACAGAAGUCCCGCACCAACAAGAUGCCCCCACAUCCCCUGGCCUACACCUCUACCACCAACUUUAAGGGCUGGGACCCCAACGAGCAGUCCCUCCGGCGGCAGGCUUACAGCAACAAGGGCAAGCUUGGCACGGCCGAGACAGGCUCCAGCGACCCCUUGGGAACUCGCCCCCAGCACUACCCACCCCCACAGCCAUACUUCAUCACCAACAGCAAAACAGAAGUGACUGUCUGAGCUUUCACCACAGGGAGCACCCUGGAGACCACACUCAACUGAGAGAGGCAAAAAACAACCCCGCCCACACCCUCCCCAUCCUCCCCUAAUACAUGCGUCCACACACUCACUCUCAACAAGAACCAACUCUAAACCUACUGGGGACACAGAGUCGCGCUUUUCCUAGGUCAUGCCUGUAACGUGUCGGCGGGCAGCUGAGAAAGACCGAAGCGUGGACAUUCAGCAAUACAGCAAAGGGGAAAAUGAGGCACACUCUUUCCACUUCAGGCCCAAGAUGGCCAACUCACAUGCCCAAACCGUGGGGCUGAGUUUUCUUUUCCUCCUAACUUGAAACUGAAAUCCAUGGUGACAAAAUAUAAAAGUAGCACAAUUUAGAGAAAUUGUCCAUUUGAGCACAUACACUACUUGCCACGUGCUGUCUGUUUCUAGGUUCGAAAGCCAGGGUGGAAAUGGGGGUAGAGAAUGAGGGAGGACACAAGAGAAGAGUGUAUUCUGGAAGAGGAGUUGUUCUGGGAGGAAUUUGCCCACAUUAGAAGCAUUUUUCUAAUUCCAAGAAGUGGUGACGUGGACGUAAAAUUUUGACGAGCAUGAAACAGUAACUGGACCCCAACCAUUCUAUUUAUAGUACUUUUCAUAUCAUCCAUGUUGAAAGCAAAAAACAACACACCCUCAAACUCACAGAAAGUAAAUAGACCCUGAACCCACCGACAAUGAUGGGAAGGAAAAAACAAAAAACAAAAAACAUUUUAGAGAACUCCCAUAAGGACCAUGACCGUGGAAAUGGGAGGGAUGGGCUUUUACGGAGAGGGUCCGGAGAGUAUCAAAUAACUUUUUAAAAAGAGGAUUAAAAUGUAAGCCCACUACAAAACAGAUAAAAACGGCAAAUUAGGUGUUUUUUUUUUUUCAAAAAUCUUGAAGACUUGUUGACAUUAACAACAACAAAUCCACAGUUGGAAAAGUCCACAGGAGAUCAGAUGAGGAUCCAGAAGCCUCUGAUUUCUGGGUUUUGCCUCCAAGACCUGAAACAGCCACAGAAACAAGUCCUCUAUAAACUGUAUGUCCCUGACAUCCCUUUCCCUUCAGCGCGUUGCCGCCGCCGCUGCCAAACUUCAACUGCUUUGGACUGAAAAUGUCAUAAGCGUGGGUGGUGCCUUCAAUGUGUUACUGUUGUUUAAUGACAGUCUUGUUUCCCAAGUGCAACCUGUGUUCUUUUAGCCUUCCUUCCUCUUCUUUUUCUGCAGUAGUAGAAGAUGUUUCCAUCCUUCCUUUGUAGGUGAGCCCACCCCAUAACACCCUCUGAGGGGCUGCUACAAUGUCAGGGGUACCCAAGAACGAAGACCUCCCUACUCUCUACACUAUCAAAAUUAGUCCUUCCAUUUUCUAGCCCUCUCAAACCUGUCAGAUGUUUCUUGGUCCCGUAAUUCCCAUGGUCCCUCCAAAUUACCUCCCCACAUACUUCAUGUGUUCAUCUCCCAUCCAGAAUGUCCUGAGGUUGUUUUUCUGGUUGGUUCUCAUAAUCCAUAGUCCUUGGGGUCCCAGCAAAGUCAGUUUUCCUACAAGUUGUGUUUGUUUUGUGGAAGCCCAAAGAAGUGGAUUGAGAGAGAAGAGAUUUUUAUCUAAGGUGGAAGGUUUUUCAACUAGCCCCUAAAGGUCUUUGGUAGUUAAUUAACAUUCAACAGACCCACAGCAACUCUGGUGUCAGAAGCUAUAAAUGGUCUGGCCAAACAAGACUCAGAGUAUUUUCUGAAAUCCUGAGCUGCAAGGUUCUGCCUCACCUGUCUCUCCACUCUGACAUCACGAAAUCAGCAAAACCAGAUAUUUAUUCUCCUCACUCCCAGCAGAUACGAGGACACCAACAAUGCAGUUGAUCCCUCUGGGCCUGAGUCUCCCAUCUGAAACAUGGGGAAUUGGGGUAGGUCAAGCUUUUUGAAACUGCAAAACCUCUACCUGUUUUUAAAAAUGAGAUCUUUUGACCAGGCACAGUGGCUCACACCUAAAAUCCCAGCACUUUGGGAGGCUGAAGCAGGUGGAUCAUCUGAGGUCAGGAGUUUGAGAUCAGCCUGGUCAACAUGGUGAAACCCCGUCUCUACUAAAAAUACAAACAUUAGCUGGGCAUGGUGGUGGGUGCCUGUAAUCCCAACUACUCGAGAGGCUGAGGCAGGAGAAUCGCUUAAACUUGGGAGGUUGCAGUGAGCUGAGACCACACCACUGCCCUCUAGCCUGGGUGACGGAGUGAGACUAUCUCAAAAAAAAAAAAAAAAAGAAAAAAAAAGAGAUCUUUCAAAGAACGCAUAAUAGGAGAUCUCCAUGUAUAAAAAGGUACCAUGCUGUACAAAGCUGGGGUCAGAGAUUUAGUGCCCACCUUCUCAGCCUCCUUGGGAAGACCCCAGAGCUUCCCAGAGUCAAGUAAAUACCACUGGGCAUGGUCAGAGUUUCCUUGACGUUAAUGAGCUAUGUACCUGCAACACACUUUGGCAUCUCUGUAUAUCACCUUCACAAUAUUUGUAUCUAAAUUGAUUCAUUUUAAUGCAUUUUGUUUUUAAAAUGAAAACUUCCUGUCUUCAUCACAAAUUUAAAAAAAAUCAUCAGUUGCCAUAAAUAGAAAGCAAACAUAAAAAUAAGUACAAAGGAAACAAGCAGCGAUGAUUAAAUUCCAGCUGGAGUCUGUUGUCUGUGAGUCUGAACUAAAGCCUGGGGUUCUUUCUUUCUCUCUCCAUCUCUCUGUUUCUGUUUCUCUCUCUCUCUUAAAAUGAUAUCAUCAGGUAUUAAAUAAUUGUUAAAAAUACCAGCACCCAAUGAAGACUUUCUCUUUGUACUAAUAAGAUGGACCAAAAAGUAAAUGAAAGGGGAAUCAUUUCCUAUGCAAGUCAGUGUUGAACAAUGCUGUAGCUAUGUACUGCCUAUGAUCAUUGUGCAUACACUAGGGGUGCAUAGCCCACACUUCAGAAAACCCUGGGUUGACUUAUCUGUGAGGCUCUUUCCAGCUCAAAGUUUCCAUAAUUCUUAUCUCCCUUUUACCUCGUGGUUGCUCUUUGCCCCCAGUCCACUUCGUCCCACCCUUAUCUCAACUCUGAUUAAGAGUCUUUCUUGGCCUCUAAAUCUGUAGUAUUGUAUUCCUUCUGCAUGCUCCUUCUCCUCUGAAUAAACUUCAUCAAUUGAACUGGGCUCCUUGGGGUCUGCAGUUGUAAUUUUGGCAGCAAAGGUGCAGACUGGUCAUUAAGAUGUAGCCACAAUGAUGGCCCAAGAAGGACACGUACUUUCCAAGUAGUCCUGUCUAGGAUGGAAAGCUCAGGAAGUGCUUCAUAGUUUAUUAUCUUCCAGUUGGUUUUGGGAGAUGAACUGAAGAGGGAAGUUUGGAUAGGGAAGGUCUUUUUAUUCUUUUUUUUUUAAUGUAUCCAUGGAGUAUUUAUUAUUAUUAUUAUUAUUAUUAUUAUUAUUAUUAUACUUUAAGUUUUAGGGUACAUGUGCACAAUGUGCAGGUUAGUUACAUAUGUAUACACGUGUCAUGCUGGUGUGCUGCACCCAUUAACUCGUCAUUUAGCAUUAGCUAUAUCUCCUAAUGCUAUCCCUCCCCCCUCCCCCCACCCCACAACAGUCCCCAGAGUGUGAUGUUCCCCUUCUUGUGUCCAUGUGUUCUCAUUGUUCAAUUCCCAUCUAUGAGUGAGAACAUGCAGUGUUUGGUUUUUUUGUCCUUGCGAUAGUUUACUGAGAAUGAUGAUUUCCAAUUUCAUCCAUGUCCCUACAAAGGACAUGAACUCAUCAUUUUUUAUGGCUGCAUAGUAUUCCAUGGUGUAUAUGUGCCACAUUUUCUUAAUCCAGUCUAUCCUUGUUGGACUUUUGGGUUGGUUCCAAGUCUUUGCUAUUGUGAAUAGUGCCGCAAUAAACAUACGUGUGCAUGUGUCUUUAUAGCAGCAUGAUUUAUAGUCCUUUGGGUAUAUACCCAGUAAUGGGAUGGCUGGGUCAAAUGGUAUUUCUAGUUCUAGAUCCCUGAGGAAUCGCCACACUGACUUCCACAAUGGUUGAACUAGUUUACAGUCCCACCAGCAGUGUAAAAGUGUUCCUAUUUCUCCACAUCCUCUCCAGCACCUGUUGUUUCCUGACUUUUUAAUGAUUGCCAUUCUAACUGGCGUGAGAUGGUAUCUCAUUGUGGUUUUGAUUUGCAUUUCUCUGAUGGCCAGUGAUGAUGAGCAUUUUUUCAUGUGUCUUUUGACUGCAUAAAUGUCUUUUGAGAAGUGUCUGUUCAUAUCCUUCGCCCACUUUUUGAUGGGGUUGUUUGUUUUUUUCUUGUAAAUUUGUUUGAGUUCAUUGUAGAUUCUGGAUAUUAGCCCUUUGUCAGAUGAGUAGGUUGCGAAAAUUUUCUCCCAUUUUGUAGGUUGCCUGUUCACUCUGAUGGUAGUUUCUUUUGCUGUGCAGAAGCUCUUUAGUUUAAUUAGAUCCCAUUUGUCAAUUUUGGCUUCCUCUUGGGAGGGUAGACAGACCUCACAAUAUGGAAAGACGGGACAACCUAUGGAACUAUCUGUGACUUCCAUGUACCAAGACAAGGACGCUAUAGCUAGGGUAGUGAGACCUAGAAGAGAGAAACCAGAACAAAGCAGACAGGCUGUCCUCUUCCUAAUUCCAUGCCCUGACAUCAGCCCCUAUUUUUUGCCUUUAGCUGUCCCCCAGUUUCCAACCCAAUGGGACCAGAGUCUGACUUCCCUUUGCCCUUUCACAGUGUCUCAGCCUCCAUCUGCCUUGGGCUCCGCCUGGCCUCCCCAUCUAACUCUUCCCAGUUUUUUGUGUAAAUGGAGCAUAUUUUAUGUGCGAAUAUUUUAGUAACCGUAUGUUCUGCAAGUAAACCUGUGUUAAUACUUGUCAACAACUGCAGAGUUUAUGAUACGAAUAAUUCUUCCUACAAUGAAGAAAAAAACACAUUUGUUUGUUUUCUAAGAAUGUUUAUUUGUAAACAUAUGUAUUCACUAUAUUAAUAUGAAUUUCUUACCUGGCAAUAAAACUGAUUAUAUGUGA
This is a messenger RNA of Homo sapiens (human), 6749 nucleotides long. RefSeq names its product shisa family member 9 (gene SHISA9). The record is from RefSeq and is marked validated. The transcript is spliced from 5 exons. Gene Ontology annotation, biological process: regulation of short-term neuronal synaptic plasticity. The coding region runs from base 468 to 1742 and encodes 424 amino acids. Lineage: Eukaryota; Metazoa; Chordata; Mammalia; Primates; Hominidae. Gene Ontology annotation, molecular function: PDZ domain binding. Gene Ontology annotation, cellular component: dendritic spine membrane; postsynaptic density membrane; ionotropic glutamate receptor complex.